Messenger RNA from Helicoverpa zea (corn earworm), 1271 nucleotides. RefSeq names its product homeobox protein rough-like (gene ro). The record is from RefSeq and is a predicted model, not a curated record. Lineage: Eukaryota; Metazoa; Arthropoda; Insecta; Lepidoptera; Noctuidae. Gene Ontology annotation, molecular function: DNA-binding transcription factor activity, RNA polymerase II-specific; DNA binding. Gene Ontology annotation, biological process: regulation of DNA-templated transcription. Bases 1 to 675 code for a protein of 224 amino acids. The transcript is spliced from 4 exons.
AUGAGCGAGGAAGUUGAGGAGAAUGGUCAGACAGACGCGAAAACUGUGCAAACGCUGCAAACUCCCCGGCCGUCGUCGCCGCGGAAAUUCUUUGCUCGUAUUUACGGUCAUUUAGAGGAGCCCAAGAGGGCGAGUGUCGUGGAAAAUGUUUCGGGGUUCGAGAGCGAGUCGUCCUCGGACGUGGAGAUCGGAGAGAGCGAAGGUUCGCUGGAGGUGCAGCCGAGGGAACAGCCGCUGUGGCCGCCACCGCCGCCGCUGCCUCUGUGUCCUCGCCCGAUGUUGCUGCCGCACCAACAAUUAGCUUUCGGAGCUGGUCUGGCUGCUUUUCUGGCACGCAGACGCCGCAAGGAGAGCCGGCCGCGUCGACAGCGCACCACCUUCUCUGCGCAUCAAACUCUUCGGCUUGAGCUGGAGUACGCUAGGGGAGAAUAUGUCGCUAGGGCUAGAAGAUGUGAACUAGCAUCUGCCCUAUCGCUUAGUGAAACUCAAGUCAAGAUAUGGUUCCAAAAUAGAAGAGCUAAAGACAAACGGAUUGAAAAAGCGCAACUGGAUCAACAAUACAGACACUUAGCGGCUGCAUCAGGCUUGUUUCCGACUGUGCUGUCUCCUGCAUAUUGCGCACAGCCCCCGUGUCCCUGUCUACCAGUUCAUCCGCCAACAAUAAACGACAAAUAGGAAAUAUCUAUAUUUAAUGUUAUGAUACUUUAAAUAGGGCCUAAAAGAAAUUAGUUUUCUGAAAAAGCUGAGCAAACUGAUUUACCCAACUGUUACAGCAAGCCAUUUAGUAUGUUAAUGAACUUCGUCACUGGUGCGAAACGUACCUAGUUGAAACUGUUCAUUGCACUAAACGUUUUCAAACAAUGGCCAAACGAGGGUGGGAUGAAUGGCCGAUACACUUAUUUUGAGACGAUUAUAAAAAAACAGUUACCAGUGUAACUGUACCUAAGUUUAAUCUGGCCGCAGCCCAAUAGAUUUAAUAAACAUUUUAUGUGAACGACCUACUUAGAGGUCAUUAUAUUGUUGUUUUAGUGCGUUCGCGUCUGAUAGCAACAGCAAUCGUACCAAAAACGUUUAUUUUCCGCGUUCAAUAGGUAGGCAAGCCUGAAAAGUAAUAAGCAUUACGUAUCUAAAUUGUGUUUUUGUAAAACUCAUAAAAAUACUCAAGUCAGGAGUAGCUAUUUUUUUAACUUUUCAGAUUUAUUUUACCGUUAGUUAUGAAAGACCUGUAAUGUAAUUUAUUAAAUUAAAAGUAAGUACAUAUAUUAAGUCUC